Dracunculus medinensis (Guinea worm) is the source of this 297-nucleotide messenger RNA. NCBI's taxonomy places the organism in Eukaryota, Metazoa, Nematoda, Chromadorea, Rhabditida, Dracunculidae. The record is from the annotation of a GenBank genome assembly.
AUGCAUCUCACAAUUUUAGCAAAUAUUUAUUCAGAAAAAUUAACUUGCAAAGUUGAAUUUGCACUUCUAAUGCAUUGUCCAUCAAUUUCUGAGAGUGUUUUAUCAGCGCAUGAACAACGUUGGACACAUUUUACAGCCACGAUUGAAGCUAUUGCUUUCCGUUGCAUUGUGCGGAAUAUCAUAUUUUUACCACAAGCGAUGUCAGUCGAUAAGCAUCCAAAAUCAUCGAAAAUUUGGCCAAGUUCAAAAACUUUCACUUGCGAAACAUCGGCAAUAGAAUAUUGUAAGAUUGCCUAA